AUGCGCCACUUUGCUUACGGCUUGCCCAGCAUGGAAGCCAUCAGCAACGUAGCGCAUCGCAACCGGCUGACGAUGCAGAUGCUUUGUCCACCCGGUGGCUGUCCUCAGAACCUCUAUGUUGACGGCACGUCGUGGUACGUUCCAGGGGAUCCUUGGCGGAGGCGUCAUGAAGUGGAAGGAUAUCGACUUUCGCUCGGCAUCAUCUUUGGCAUCUGGGCAUACGAGCACAUCUUGACCUUUUGGUCAGAAGAACUACCCCGCUGGAAGUCUCUCUUCCAGGGCAAGAUCAUCCCCGUCAACAUCUUGACGCUUAUUUGUCGGUACUCGAGCGUUGCUGGAGCCGUGUCCGUCUGCGUCUAUGCGUGGAGAGAAACGCCCAACAAUUGUCAAUUCAUCCUCUCAUUCACCCUCGCCAACGUUGCCCUCAUUUGGUCGACCACCAGUAUCAUCUUCUUCCUGCGGAUAUGCGGUCUCUACCAGCUGCCCUCCGACAAGUGGAGGGUAAAAGCACCGAUGCUCGGUCUUCUCCUCGUCGUCACCGGUAUGUGGAUCACAUCGGCAGCUGGUUACAAGACGGUGCCGAUUCCCGAAAUCAUUCAGCAGCCGUACUACCCUGGCUGCGCACCAGCUCCAAGCCCCGAAUGGCGCAUCAUGGGCUGGGCAGCGUCAAUGGUCUUCGACACCCUGAUCCUCGUCUUUUCAGUGUACGCGGCGAAACACCGUCUGUUUACCGGCAGCACGCCAAUUCACGCCGGUCAAUUUGGCAUUGAAGGCAUUUCCAAGAUCCACGCUCGCAGUGCUGGACUCUCCCAUUUCAUCACUGUAUCGGCAUGGAUCGUCUUCACCAUCACGAUGAUCGGAAAUGCAGCUUGUUUCUUCACUCUCAUCUUCUCUCGGAACCUCAUCCUCAGCGUAAUUCCCAUUGCGCCGUUCGCAGCUCUCAGGACCAUGGUCACAUCUCGACUUGUUUACCACUCGCAUCUUUGGGCUGAGGGCAAGUCGGCGCUUCUCACCAUGCCGGCUCCCACCAUCGGUUCUGUACGGACAACCAGCGGCUUCGGCAUAGAGCAUCGGGACGUCAUCGGUCAGCUCUGGACCAUGCCACCUGCGGAGUCCAAUCAAAAGGCGCAAUGCAAUCCCUUACCACCAGCUCCAUACUCCAUCCCCUAUACUCAACAGAUAUUGAAGAGGUCCUCCUUUGAUAGCUCCAGCUCCAGAAGUCCACAAGUCGGCCCCGACAUUCGCUUACACGUGCGCAAUGAAAUUGCCAUGCAGCGUCAAUACUCUUCAGCGGACCCCGCCGCCAAGCAAUCCUCCAAAAAUUUCGAUGCGCCCUUCACGAGGAGAGGCAGCAACUUUUCCAGCGCCGAGACGCCGCCGCCGACGAGGCAUCAGUGGGAUCGUACGGAUGAAUCGACCAAUAUUGCGAUGCAUACGAGCCCCACCCGAUCCCCCUCUGCCCGAGAAGAUCUGGAAUCAGCAAGCUCUUCUUCUUCUCGCGCGGUGCACGGAUGGACGAGAAGCGAAAGCUGA
Molecule: messenger RNA, 1533 nt
Organism: Ceraceosorus bombacis
Lineage: Eukaryota; Fungi; Basidiomycota; Exobasidiomycetes; Ceraceosorales; Ceraceosoraceae
Source: the annotation of a GenBank genome assembly